Messenger RNA from Piliocolobus tephrosceles (Ugandan red Colobus), 3238 nucleotides. RefSeq names its product RNA polymerase II associated protein 2 (gene RPAP2). The transcript is spliced from 12 exons. Bases 123 to 1820 code for a protein of 565 amino acids. The record is from RefSeq and is a predicted model, not a curated record. Lineage: Eukaryota; Metazoa; Chordata; Mammalia; Primates; Cercopithecidae. Gene Ontology annotation, cellular component: cytoplasm; nucleus. Gene Ontology annotation, molecular function: RNA polymerase core enzyme binding; RNA polymerase II CTD heptapeptide repeat phosphatase activity.
CUUAGCCCGCUCUUCUGGCCCCGCCCCACGCCAGCGCGGUCCGCCUCGCGCUACGCGUAGGAAGGCGGGGCCUAGGGGCAAGACGGCGGAGCCAGUCCGGGUCCCGCAGACUACUCUUCCCCAUGGCGGACUGUGCUGGGCCGGGUACUGCCGGCCGCAAGGCCGGGACUCCUCGCCGCUCUCGAAAAGCCGCAGGUACUAAACAGACAACUACUUUGAAACCAGAAGAUGCUUCUAAAAGGAAAGCAGAACUAGAAGCAGCUGUGAGAAAGAAGAUUGAAUUUGAAAGAAAAGCUCUACAUAUUGUUGAACAGCUUUUAGAAGAGAAUAUUACAGAAGAGUUCCUAAUGGAGUGUGGGAAGUUCAUUACACCUGCUCACUACAGCGAUAUCGUGGAUGAACGUUCUAUUGUCAAACUCUGUGGUUAUCCUUUAUGUCAGAAGAAGCUGGGAAUUGUACCAAAACAGAAAUAUAAAAUUUCUACCAAGACCAAUAAAGUCUAUGAUAUUACUGAAAGAAAGUCUUUUUGCAGCAAUUUUUGUUAUCAAGCAUCUAAGUUUUUUGAAGCACAAAUUCCCAAAACUCCAGUAUGGGUUCGAGAAGAAGAGAGGCAUCCCGAUUUUCAACUGCUAAAGGAAGAACAGAGUGGCCGUUCUGGAGAAGAAGUACAGUUAUGCAGUAGAGCCAUUAAAACAUCAGAUAUCGACAAUCCUAGCCACUUUGAAAAGCAAUAUGAAUCUUGUUCUUCUAGCACUCACAGUGAUAGUAGCAGUGACAAUGAGCAAAACUUUGUUUCCUCUAUUCUACCAGGAAACAGACCAAAUUCAACAAGUAUUAGACCACAGCUGCACCAAAAAAUCAUAAUGAAAAAGAAAGCUGGUCACAAAGCUGACUCCAAACACAAAGACAAAGAACAGACAGUAGUAGAUGUCACCGAGCAGUCCGGCAAUUGCAAAUUAGAUAGUCAGGACAAAGAUGCUACAUGUGAACUUCCUUUACAGAAAGUAAAUACUCAGAGUUCUUCAAGUAGCACUUUGCCUGAAAGAUUAAAAGCUUCAGAAAAUUCUGAAAGUGAAUACAGUAGGUCAGAAAUAACUCUAGUAGGCAUAAGUAAGAAAAGUGCAGAGCAUUUUAAGAGAAAAUUUGCCAAAUCAAACCAAGUGUCUAGGUCAGUCUCUAGUUCAGUGCAGGUGUGUCCUGAAGUUGGAAAGAGGAACUUACUUAAAGUUUUGAAGGAGACUUUGAUUGAGUGGAAGACAGAAGAAACUUUGAGGUUUUUGUAUGGCCAGAAUUAUGCUUCUGUGUGUCUGAAACCUGAAGCCUGUCUGGUUAAAGAAGAACUUGAUGAAGAUGACAUAAUCCCAGAUCCAGAUAGUCAUUCCCCUGCCUGGAGGGAAUCUCAGAACAGCUUGGAUGAGUCUUUACCUUUUAGGGGCUCAGAUACAGCCAUUAAACCACUGCCGAGUUACGAGAAUUUGAAAAAAGAAACUGAAAAGUUAAAUCUGAGGAUCAGGGAGUUUUAUAGAGGACGGUAUGUUUUGGAUGAAGAAACCACCAAAUCACAAGACUCAGAAGAGCAUGAUUCCACCUUUCCACUGAUAGACUCAAGUUCCCAGAACCAGAUUAGAAAACGCAUCGUACUUGAAAAGUUGAGUAAAGUAUUGCCUGGGCUUCUGGGUCCUCUUCAGAUUACAUUGGGAGAUAUUUACACACAACUUAAAAAUCUUGUUCGAACUUUCAGGUUAACAAAUAGAAAUAUUAUACACAAACCUGCGGAAUGGACUUUAAUUGCUAUGGUGUUGCUGUCAUUUCUUCUGUGACCUCUGUCAGUAUUCUUGAGCCUGCAACACAAGAGCAGACUGUGCUGAUGGUGACCUAAAACUGAGAAAUACAGGGAAAUGUCCAAACCAAAACUGGCAGCCAAAGAGAAGACAUAUAGAAGGCUAUCGAGAAGCAGCUUAACUGGCCUGAGUUCCUUUGUGUGCAGCCUAUGUGCAGAAAUGGGAAUCAGGUUUCCUCAAGAGUGCUUAUACUUAAAAUGUAACUUUUCCACCCAAGUUUAAUAUAAAAGCUUUGUAAAUAAGCCACUACUUUGUUUUCUGAUGGUCUAUGGUUAAUUGUAUCAUAAGAGUCAAAUGUCUCUUGGUGACCAGGGAGAGAGGGAGGUGUGUGUUGUGUUCUGUGUGAAUUAUUUGGUUAUCCAUUGAAGGAGAUGAAUACUUUGUAUUACUCAGAAAGGAUAGAGGAUAAAGUGACGUGUAGUAGUCUAACAUGGAUACAUGUUCUUCCUAGUUCUAUGCCCUUGAUGUUCUCUAAUGGAAAGCUUUCAAGACCAUCUCCAAAAAUGUCUGCUUUCAUUUUAUUUAUCUGAACUGGCUGUUUCCAGUGAACUGUGGCCCGCUUCCUAGGCAGAGACCAUACAAUAGUUUAUUCUCUCUAAAAGCUUUGAGUAUUCCUGUCGUUCAGGGAGUAAGCAUAUAAGUCCUGGGAAAUGGUAUUUAAACAGCUCAACUUGACCAUGAUCGCUAAACAAAAGCCAUCACUGGACAUGGGCAGCCACUUUAGGUAACCAUCAUACAGAUAGAGACUCUGGAGAGUCACUUCCCUAGGGCUACCAGGCCUGAAUGGAAAGAUGUGACUAAGGCUUUUGCCUCAGCAGGCUGGUUUUUUAAAGCCUGCCUAUUGCUAAUUUCCUCAGAAAAAUCUGUGAACAUACCAUGAAAAACAAAGAGAUGGUUCCUUAGAAAUCUAUUGGUUACAAGUAUUCCCAGCUCUUUCCCUUAGCAGUCCAAAUUUAAUUUUAGGUAUUUGAGACCAUAUUUGAAGAUCAUUGAAAUUAGUUUUUUAUAUUUCCUUACAAUUAUGGAAUUUUUAUAUUUAACUGAGCUGUUUAAAGUUGAGAUAAAAUUCAUAUACAGUUUACCAUUUGUAUAUUUUAAAAUAUACAAAAUAUACAGUUCACUGGUUUUUAGUAUAUUCACUAUGUUGUACAACCGUCACCACUUAUCUAAUUCUGGAACAUUUCUGUCACCCAAAAAAGAAACCUCCUAUCUAUUAGUUCAGUCCCACUUUCCCUUCCUCCAGUCCUCUGGCAACCAUAAAUCCAUUCUCUAUCUUGACGGAUUUAUCUAUUUCUGAACUUUUCAUAUAAAUGGAAUCAUAUAUGACCUUUUAUAUCUGGCUUCUUUCACUUAAUGUGUUUUCAAGAUUCAUCCAUUUUGUAGCAUGUAACAGUACU